CGCCAUUUUCGCCACCAUUUGAGAGGCGUUUCACAGAUAGAGAUGCCUUUCGAGCAGAGAGUCAUCGCUCCGAUAGGUGUCGGCCGAAGAUGCGUCCCAAUGGACUCGGCGGGCAAUCUGGCCAUCAAUAUCCCCAACGAGUUGGAGUGCGUGACCAACGGCACGCUCGCCAAUAUCAUCCGCCAGUUGUCGUCGUUGUCGCGCUUCGCCGAAGACCUCUUCGGCUCUAUUCUCAGCGAAGCGUCAGUUCUUAUGGUCCGCUCGACCGCUCUGCAGACCCGCAUCGACCGCCUCUCGCAUAAAGUCGUGUCUCUGGACUCGUCUGUAGAGGAAGUGUCGCUCCAAGACAUCCAUUUGCGGAAAGCCUUCAAAAGCGGCGCUCAAUUCGAUCAGCAGGUCGUGUCGCGCGACUCCAUUCCCGACGCCAUUCAACGCGUGUACGCCAAGUGCGACCGCCCGCCGGCGCUCAACAAACUGAACCAAUACCGCGACGACGGCAAAGACGGCCUCAAGUUCUACACGGAUCCGAACUACUUCUUCGAGUUGUGGAGACAGGAAAUGCUCGCCGACACCGAGAAGGCGCUCGCGGGCCGCAAAGUGCCGAAAGCCAAGCUCCAGGAGCACAAGAAGGCCCGCAAAGUGCGACAGCCAAUGAACACUCGCGAACGCUAUCGGCAAAUGAUGGCCAAUCAGGGAGAGUUCAUCAUCGACCAGAAGAAUGGACUCAAUCUCGUCUAUUUGGACACAAAUGGCCAACAC
Molecule: messenger RNA, 759 nt
Organism: Oppiella nova
Lineage: Eukaryota; Metazoa; Arthropoda; Arachnida; Sarcoptiformes; Oppiidae
Source: the annotation of a GenBank genome assembly